GGACUUACAAGUAUAUAUACUUGCACCGUUUUGAGUAGCCUUUCAAGUGUCGUAGGACAACAUAUCACACAACAUAUAAGUACAGAGUCACUCCACUUUGUGCUAUGUUAGCUUAAGCUGUCAGGUGUUGGAAUUAGAUAAGAAUGCCGACAGAAGCGUUAAGUACUUCUAGGAUGAGCUAUGUCUCAUUACUUUGUGUGCUUUGUUUUAUUGCAGUGUCAGACGCUGAUCUAGUUAUCAAGACAGAUCCUACUACUUUAAGUUUAAAUCUAAACGAGAAACUGAACAUUUGCUGUGCCAUAACUAACAACAGCGUUCAGCAGUUAACUAAGUUAUCCUACCUGAAACUAGCCCGUGUAAACAAAAUCAACAACUCCCUCUAUGACACCUUGGUGUAUUGGUACAUCAAUGAAUCAGAUCGGAUUGAACCUGCACCACUUUUUGAUAACCAACGCGGCUUGAUUACUUUAAAGAAAAUCAUGUCUGCUUGAUUAUGAAAAACGCGACUUCCGAUGACGCCACUUCUUACAGAUGUGAAGUUCAUGGUUACAAUGCAGAACACAAAGCUUGGCAAAAAAAAUUCACAAAAGGUUUAGUGAAGUACGUGGAUACCUCAAAAGACAUCAAGCAGAACGAGACCAUAAUUGAAAGAAAUGUUCAUCCAGGCAAGAAUACAUCCUGCUCCUUCAAUGGAAGUCUGUCUGAAAGUAAUGCAGACUACUACAAGAAUCAGAGCCAAAAAUUUGAAAUUCUAUCUGCCUUUAUUACAGGACCAAAGCCACAAUCAAAUCUAAUGCAAGAUGCCAGACGUGUUUCCGCUUCCAGCAGACGUGAGAAUAAGACUGCAGAUCAAGUAAUGUCCCAACUUUUGUCUGUCACACUAAACGAACAAGAACGCUCUUAUUUGGAAUGCUUAACUGCGCAGAGACUUUGCGAAGAUCAAAUAAUGUACAUACUGGGGCCAUCGAAUCAAUCAUUUUUUCAACAGAAUAUCAAUUUGAGUUUACCUUUUAAUACCCCAACAAGACCAGAUGUUCAUACUUGUACUUCCAAUGAAAGCCAACACUCUUUCUUUGGUAUAAUAGGUUUAGAGCUAGAUAUGAGAAUGGUAUGUGCUUUUAACUUGGAUAAGAUUUAUGUCUUUUUUUCAGCACUUUUGUCACCCCAAGAGAUGGACAUUUUCACUUAUAUGGACAAAAAUAGCAUUGAGAUUAUUCUAAAUGAUUUGUUACUUUGCGUAAAUCAAUUGAAAGCAACAUCUUCAGAGCCAAAUGUGCAAGGGAAAAUCAUGUCUGUAUUAGAUACAAUAAAGUCCUUACUUACUGAGAUAAGUUCUGAAAUACUUAGUAGACCUGACAACCAUACACAGAGCAUCACAUCUAUAUCUGAAGUUAAAUAUGGCAAUGAGGAACAUAAUAUUACAAUGAAUCAUACACAACUUUUUACAAAUUAUACUUUAAUAGAAAACAUAAACUGGAUUAUAGAGCUAUUUAAAAGUUUACAAAGUGAAAACCAAAAUGACAAUAUGACAAAACAGAAAGAACAACUAAUAGCCAUCUUGCAAUUUCAAGAGGAUUAUGUCCUCACUAAACAACCAUUUAAUGAAUUUCUAAACAGUUUACACAACAAAUUAGAGCAAUUCAAGGGUGAAAUAAUGGAAGCAGAUAAUUUGUUGUUGAUAAGUGAGAUGCAACUACAAUUGCACAGAAAUUAUAGUGUUAUCAAGAAUUCAAUACAAGAAUUAAAUAAUUCUUUGCAAAACAUCUUAGAGCAACAUUUGGAACAAGAUUUGAAAAAUUUGAGUGACAUUAUUGAUACAAUAUCAAAGAUUGAAAACCAAACCAUGAAACAUAAUCAGUUUCAAAAGGACUUAAUCUUCAAAAUUGAAUAUUUGAUGGCGGCUGUAGAGAAUGUAAAAUUACUACAUGAAAACGACCAUUUUAAUCUUUCUAAGUUGCUUCAAAUCUCUAUGAACGAUUUUAAGGAUUAUAGAGAAAGUUCUUCUGUUGAAAUAUCUGAAAUUAAAGACAGAACUGACAACCAAGAAAAGCUUUUAGACAAGUUAAAUUCUGAUUGCCAAAACUUGGCACAUGACAUCAGAAACAUGAAUGUAACCAUACGAGGAGAUAUAUCUAACCUUUCCGUAAUGUUAAAAGACUUGAAAGAUGAUUUUAUCAAAUUUGUUAAAGACUUUGACGAUCACAGAAACCGUUCUUCCACUGAAAUAUGGAAAACCAAGGACGAUCAGGAAAGAAAUGUAACAAUGCUUAAUUCUAGCGUUAAAAGGGUUGAAGACGAUAUACAAAUUAUGAAUUCAACCCUAAACACUUAUUUCGCGAAACUUUUAUCACAGUUUCACGUGAUAAAAGACGACUUAAUCAAUUAUGUCAAAACAUCAGAAAUCGAUGAUCUCAAAAACUUAAAUAAAAACAUCCAAAAAGAUGUACUCUUUAUCAACCACACUUUGAAAAACACCGCAGACUCUUUGAACAUCAAGCGUCAAAAAGAUUUUGAUAAUCUCAACAUGCUAUUUCAAACUGCUAACAAUGAGAUCAACACUUUGAAGUCUGAAUCCUCUACUCUCAAAACUCAGAUUGACAAACUCUCACGAAAGAAUAAAGAGCUUACUGACGAAAAUAUGUCUUUAAGACAAUUGUAUAGCCAAGUGAAUAGCCGACUUGACAGCGAAAUCAAAAUGUUACAACAAAAUGUCAUGAAAAACGUGAGAGCUACAGCACAUUCUAUUUUCCACGUUUCCAGGUCCUACUUUGGGCGGAGAUAUUAUCUGACUAAAGAGAAACAAUUCUAUUGUAUUAGAGCCGCUCAAAACUUAUGUUCUGGAUACGGGGGCUAUCUGGCUGAGGUAAACGACUGGAGUGAAUGGAAUUUCGUAAAUUCAUUUCUUAGUUCAAACGAUCCCUGCACUGCGGAUUCAGUUAUUAUGAUUGGAGGCACGGACGAAGCAGAAGAAGGUCGAUGGGUUCACAUAUCUAGAGGGACUCCUGUUGUGAGUGCAUUGUGGGCUAGUGGGCAGCCUAGCGGAGGCAGAAAUGAAAAUUGCCAGGCUUUGGAAAAAUGUUCAUUACUGCAUGAUUACAGUUGCUAUCUUAGUUCGCCCUCUCGCAAAUUCUUAUGUGAGGUUCCCGAGUGAAACUUCGCCAACAUUACCUGUUUUUGCUAGAGUAGUUGUAUCUAGGGUACGGGCCAUGUUUUGCUGUAUGUAUAGGGUUACCUGACAACCACACCAUCAGAAGGGGACAACACUUCAUAAAAAGACAAAGGAAACGUUUAAAACUGGGAUUACACUUCAUUUGACGAAACAUGUUAGUAAAAAACAAAAUAAAUGUACAACUAAUACAAACAUUUGUCAAAUAAAGCAAACUUUAAAAAAAAAAAUUAUUGCUUUUAUGCACCUCAUCUUUCAUUAGAUAGCAUGCUCAAUGCACUUUGUUCUAAUCUCUUCUAUGGGCAUCUGAAAAGGAUCCGUACUCGAGACCCCUUGUUAUGUAGCCAAGCGUUUUUUACCACGAACUCCACAUCCUUUUCACAGUAGUUUAAAGUUUGUGUAAGCCCAGUUUAUGUUUGGGGACACAUAUAUGUAGGUCCCUAAAUUGUCAAGAAAAAGGAUUCAGUGGAAAGUGUAUUUCUCUCUUUUGACCUCAGCGAAAACGCACUAAGAACGUUAGCUGUCUUACCAGGAAUGAAAAAAAAAAAUUAAAUUAUUAAAGUUUCUAAGAUGUUAUUGAGCACAUAUUCAUGAAGGAUGCUAUUGGAAAACGUAUCAUUUAUUUGAAUAUGUGAGGGAUUUUAUUUAAUAAAACAAGAAGACAUGUUGGAUUGCUUGCUAUAGCAGAGACUAAUUUAAGACGGAGGACAUCACGCCCCACUGGUAGCCCUAAACUUACCAUAUCUUCUUCCUACGUAAAGUCACCCCCCUCCGCCCCUGUCUAUGGUAAAUAGGCUUAACGAUGUAAUAUAUUUUGGUUUAUUCUUAGCUUUAUGUAACUGUUAUACAUUGAGCUAAUUAGAUGCUUUCUUGGGGUACACAACUGUAAAAUAAGCUUCACUUCGAUAAAACAAAAUACCUUCGCAAGAAUGAUGAGUACUAUACUGAAUCCCUAAAAAAAGUACAUUAUAUAUAUAUGUAUAUGUAUGUAUAUAAUGUAUUCAUUUAUAUAGUUAUAUCUAUAAAUCAUUAUAUUUACUUGUAUUUAUCAUUAUAAAACUCAGUGUACUUUUUUUUAUAUUUCAUUUGUAUAAUGUUUAUUAUGUUAUUUUUUUGUGGUCGAAAAUGCUUCAUUUAUUUUGUUUAGUUAUAUAUAUAUUUUUUGAAGAUUUUCAUACAUGGUGGAAAAACUAUAAAUAGCUUAUGUGGUGUAUCCGGUGUAAAGAGAAUGAAAGACAUGUGGAUAAGCGAAGUGUUUAAAAUGUUUGGUAGCAGUCUCUGGUGCUUUAGUACACUGCAGAAUCACAUAUUGGAAGCUCUUCCGUUUGUAAUUUUUAUUUAGAUAAAAUUUAUGUUGAGUUAAAUUUAGCGUCUUUGUCAUUGUUUACUUGAUCGUAUAAAUCUUCAAUAUCUUAGAAAUGCAGUCUUAUCCACUGUGUUUUUUUUCCUCUAAGUUUUUACUGCUUUUUUUAAAUCUAUGUAAAAUUUUUAUCAUCCUAAUAA
Messenger RNA from Biomphalaria glabrata, 4669 nucleotides. RefSeq lists its product as uncharacterized. NCBI's taxonomy places the organism in Eukaryota, Metazoa, Mollusca, Gastropoda, Planorbidae. The record is from RefSeq and is a predicted model, not a curated record. The transcript is spliced from 3 exons. Bases 494 to 3151 code for a protein of 885 amino acids.